AGAGCACACGACGGAGAUUGUAAAACUUCAUUUGCCUCAUUCGAUCGGGGGAAGCCGAAAAACAGAAGCAACGUCAACAGGUGAAGAAUAGCGGGAACGAAACAGGGAAGACGUUCGAAGCGAGCAAAGUGUCCCAGAGUUCUCAAGCGGGCAGCAGCGUGAAUUACUGCGAGAGCUGCACGCUGGCUGGGGAAGCUAUUCUUCAGGCGAUAAAUGCGAUCGAGCAGGUCUUCCUGGAGAAUAAAUUAAUUUCUGUCGCCGUCACUGAGAAAGACGAAUGCAAGAACGACAUUUACGAGAAGACUCAGUGGGCUGUGAUGAGCAGGCUGACGAAAGGAAUAGGAACGGACGUGGAGACGGCGCUAAGAAUGGCGAACGAGAGCAAUUUGAGGGCACAGGCCGCCAGACGAGAUCACGACCACGCGAUUCGGCAGCUACGGGCCAGCUUGACGACGCAGGAGAAACGAACGGACGCGUUGCACGCCGAGAAUAUGCAGUUAAAGAAUCUACUAGAGAAUGCCAAAGAAGAGCGCGAAAGGGAUGCACAAGAGAGUGGAGCACUGAAGGAACGGAACGAGACGUUGAAAGAAACCCUGGAGAAUAUUCGCAGACAGAUGUCGAUGCUUGAUAAGUAUAAAAAAAAAGUGCUAUACAGGGGAGCCGGCGAAAAUAACAUUUUGCAAAGUCAGGCGGUUACGCUGGUCGAGAGCAAAUUGGAGCUGGAGAAGACCGUGAUCGGACUCCGAAAGGAAAUCGUCGACACCCGUGAUGCGUAUCUCGAGGCGGAACGACGUUGCCGAGCACUUCUAGACGAAUCGUGCAAGCGGAACGAAUCGUUGAAGGAAGAUUACGAGGGAACGGUGGCGAGGCUUCAACAGGAGAUCGCGUCUCUGCGCAAUUCGCUGAUCUCGAUCGGGAGAGAGAACGAGAGAAACGCGAACGACGGUGGUACGAUGAAAACGAACCGAGAGGAUACCGUUUUGAAGCCUGAGGACGAUCCUGUGGCAGACAUGACGCAGCAACUGAUCUCGAAUCGCGAGAAGAUCGAGAUGCUGUCGCGGCAGAACGAUCGGCUGUCGAAAACACUGUGCCGAUUACGGGAGUAUCGGGGCCAAGUCACGACGAAUCGGUCCAACAAAUGA
Molecule: messenger RNA, 1142 nt
Organism: Frieseomelitta varia
Lineage: Eukaryota; Metazoa; Arthropoda; Insecta; Hymenoptera; Apidae
Product: CAP-Gly domain-containing linker protein 1-like
Exons: 5
Coding region: 318-1142 (274 amino acids)
Source: RefSeq, a predicted model, not a curated record